AUGGUAGAUGGUCAUACGUUUCGCGCUCAUGCAAGGUCAGAUCACCCGCAGGAGAUCACCUGCGGGAGAUCACCCCAUCGAGCGCGGACCCUCGAGGCUGAAGGAGUUAGCGCAGCCUGCAACCCUCGCGUGCAGAUCUGGUGCUCUCGCGCACGUUGUCUCGACUCUGCCCAUACCCCGCGUACUAAGAGUCUGUGCGCACAUCCCUGGGCGAUGCAAGGCGGAGCAACCAGUGCUACACACGAACAUUGCCGGGCCAACCCCAAGGCAGAAACACAGCUUCGCUCAAUAGAGGUGAUCUAA
This is a messenger RNA of Penicillium chermesinum, 303 nucleotides long. RefSeq lists its product as uncharacterized. Bases 1 to 303 code for a protein of 100 amino acids. The record is from RefSeq and is a predicted model, not a curated record. Lineage: Eukaryota; Fungi; Ascomycota; Eurotiomycetes; Eurotiales; Aspergillaceae. The transcript has a single exon.